UCCGUGGCCCGCUGGCUGACAUUGGUAUAAAAGGGGAGGUUGUUGCGCACACAGCAUAUAUACAGCUGCAUUAGUGGUUGAACUUGCACCUGCUGGUGUUUUUGGGAGACGAAAGAAUAUUAUUGCCUUUAUACAGCGAUUUCUACCAAAAUAUUUGAUCUUGCAGGAAACCAUUCUAUAAACGUCAAAGCUUUGUUUCACAUCGAAACGUCAUCAUAACCUCACGAUGAGGACACACCUAGGCAUCGUGCUCGCAGUUGUUGCACUCUGCCUAAUUACAACAACUAACGCACAACAGCCCUGUAAUCCGGAUCCAUGCCAAAAUGGAGGUAAUUGUUUCGCGUCACACUCUGGUGGCUUCCUCUGUGUCUGUGCUGCCGGAUAUUAUGGGCAACGAUGCGAAAAUCUAGUGACUGCAUGCGCUCCCAACGAUCCAUGUCAGAAUGGUGGGAUCUGCGUGACUUCUACAUCCGCCCCUGAAGGACGAUUAUGCCUCUGUCCGUCUGGCUACUCGGGAGUCAAUUGCUCAGUUCAGGUAAAUCCUUGUUCCCCGGAUCCUUGCGGAAACAACGGCCGGUGCUACGUCGGGUCAACAUCGGGAACCUACCGCUGCGUCUGCCUGACAGGAUACUCCGGGGAUCUCUGCCAGACACAGGAUCCUGUCUGCUCUCCAAACCCAUGCGAGAAUGGAGGCUUGUGCUCAGUUCACACCGAUUCGACGGGUCGCACACCGCGGUGUCAGUGCGCCACAGGUUAUUCUGGGGAACGCUGCAGCGUAACCAUUGCUCCGACUAAUCCCUGCUCCCCGAGCCCGUGUCUCAACGAUGGUCGGUGCUUCGCCGCGACCACAUCGGGAAACUAUUUCUGUGUCUGCCCGACAGGAUAUUCUGGAGUAAACUGCGAAACACAGGCAUCGAUUCCACAAACAAAUGGUUGUGAGUCGAACCCGUGCGUCAACGGUGCCACUUGCAUGGUCUCCUUCGACAACUCGUCUCUCUACCAUUGUAUUUGUCCGCCAGGAUACCAGGGAGAGAACUGUCAUGAGGCCUCUUGUGCUAGCUCACCAUGUUUGAACGGCGGUACGUGCCAGCGUGUCAUGGGUGGGUUCCGAUGCGAGUGCGCCCGGGGCUAUGGUGGCAUAUUGUGCCAAACGAUGGUAACUUGUGACAUCAACCCGUGCCAGAACGGUGGAUUGUGCUACAGUGAUGCCCAGGGUGGGGCGACUUACAUGUGCCGGUGCCCCAACGGGUUCAGAGGUGACGAUUGUGACACAAGAGAUCCCUGUACCAGCAAUCCUUGUGGCAGCAAUCGCAGAUGUUUAAUGGAGGACGAUGGUUCCUUUGCUUGCAUGUGUCGAUGCAGAGAAGAUGGAACAUGUGAAACCCCAGAUUCAGUUUGUACAAGCUCGCCCUGCCAAAAUGGCGGCACCUGCCGAACCAACACUCAGGGUUACAUCUGUCAAUGUCCUCAAGGCUAUACAGGUGUCUACUGCGAGGUCCGCAUUGACGGACCGAAUGCCUGCUCUAGCAACCCCUGCCUAAAUGGCGGCAACUGCCAAACCAACACUCAGGGUUACAGCUGCCAAUGUCCCCAAGGCUAUACAGGUGUCUACUGCGAGGUCCGCAUUGACGGACCGAAUGCUUGCCCUAUUGACAAUCCCUGCCAAAAUGGCGGCAGUUGUACUCCCUCUGGAAGUGGCUUCUUGUGUACCUGCCCACCGGGAUACUACGGGGUUCUGUGCCAGAAUGCUGUUUGCAGCAGCUUAUCGUGUCAAAACGGCGGCACCUGCCAGCCUUACAACGGCGGAUACCGGUGUCAGUGCCCCCAGGGAUACUCCGGGCCCAAUUGCGAGAACAGCGUACCGACGGACGUUGGCUGCCGGGCAGACCCUUGCCACAACAAUGGGACUUGCUUCGAUUCAGGCUCGACACCUGGAGCCUACACUUGUUUUUGUGCGGUAGGAUUCUCCGGGACCAAUUGUGACCAAGCUUAUUGUCUGGGCUCAUCUUGUCAAAAUGGUGGCACUUGCCAACCUCGUACCAACGGUUACCAAUGCCAGUGCGCACAGGGCUUCACUGGAACGUAUUGCGAGUCCCGGGUAGGAGGUCAGGAUGACUGCUCCUCAAACCCAUGUCAAAAUGGCGGCAGCUGUCAACCUCGUACCAACGGUUACCAAUGCCAAUGCGCACAGGGCUUCACUGGAACGUAUUGCGAGUCCCAGAUAGGAGGUCCCGAUGCCUGCUCCUCAAACCCAUGUCAAAAUGGCGGCAGUUGUUCAUCCUCUGGAAAUGCAGUGUUGUGCUCCUGCGGACAGGGAUAUUCUGGAAUCCGAUGUACAAUAACGGACGCAUGCUUACUCAACCCAUGCAUGAACGGCGGCGCCUGUUCGCCAACCCCGUCCAACGCCGGGGCUUUCACGUGUAUCUGCCCGCAAGGAUUCAACGGAGAUUUCUGCCAAUCUCACCAGGCAUGUUUGAGCUCGCCGUGUUUCAACGGGGGAACCUGCCUGCCCCAAGGUGCAGGUUACCGGUGCCAAUGCCAACAAGGAUACAUCGAUGCCCGAUGCGAGACAAUGGGUGGUGGCCCGGAGAACGGCUGCUCGUCUAACCCGUGUCAAUACGGUGGAACAUGUCAGCCGAAUGGUCCCACAAACUACGCGUGUCAAUGCACUCAAGGAUUUUCAGGGGUCCACUGUGAGAAUGCUGCGUACCCACCCUGUGCAACACUGAUGGUAGAAAGCGACAAUUGUGGCAGCCAUGGCCAGUGUGUGAUGGCGGCCGACAACCAGGCCGGAUGCCAAUGCAACGCUCCGUACUUCGGGGUUUACUGCCAGUUUGACUCCACCUCGAUCCCCCCGUUCAUGGUGGCGUUCUUCUGCCCCUCCACGUCGGCUAGGAAGGCUACGUUCAUCGGCUGCUACGCGGUGCACCGCGAGUCUGGAGGAUGCAGCGGUCAUGGUUGUUGCAGCUGGGAUUCCAGGGGCGGGGAAAAAUGCGAAUGUUUCAGGGGGUAUGGAGGCGCUCACUGCCAAUACCGUACGGACGACAACGGUGCAUCAGGUGGAAGUGGAACUGGUUCCGGAUCUGGGAAUGGUACUGUAACGGCCCCUGGGGCAGGAGUCAGCAUUCCACUGGAUGGCGGCAAUGUUAACCCACCACCGGCUGAUUGGUACUGCGAUCCUGAAGAAGCCGAAAACGUUGUGUACUGUCCGCGGGUGGCUAGGGACACCAACUACUGCAGCAAUAACGGGUGCUGCAGGAAAGACCACGAGGGGUUCAGGUGCGAGUGUGUUCCUCCCUAUAUCGGCGCCGAUUGCUCACGGACGCCUGUCCCUGACGCUUAAUAAUUCUCCCUCUCCAGAACAAAACUUUCCAUUGCAAACAUUUCGUAUUAAAAGCUGUGAGCCGCCUAGUUUGCACCUUGACGAACUAGUGUUUGAAAUGACGAAGAAAAUAAUCACUCGAGUACACAUUCUUGGCUAUAAACGCUCUGUUACUGCUAUUGAUCAAAACGUCGGUAGGCCACGCACAAUGAUUACAGGCCGUCUAACAACCCUAGGUGGAGAAAACAAAUGUGUGUAAGUACGUUUUCUCAUCAAAGAAAACAAAGACACUUUUUACAACUGUUCUUGGCAACAUUAUACACAACGGCCUUACGCCAAUCAUGCACGUACUAAUUAAGUAUGAAGAAAGUGGCCUGGUACAUGUAGGCCACGGGCCACUUCUGGCCAGCAAUUAUUGUUUCCUCUCAAUUGGCCAGUGAAACAUUAAUGACAUGUUCUUGUAAAAACAGACACUUAAAGCGUCUUUGUCUCAGGGUCUAAGAACUCUUGGCACUAGUCUUUUUACGUGUAAAUAUGGUAAAAAAAAUAGUGGUGAGUUUGGAGGUCAAUGUUUAGUAACUCGUUUAUCGUUUUAUUAAAACCUUACAAUUUGUUGAUCUGUGGUUGCUGGAUCUCUGUUGAAGUCGUUGGGAGUUUUACACAUUUGUGUAGCCGCGUACCAGGAUUUAAGAAAAAAAUAUUAAGGUUUAAAUCGUCUUUUUUUAUAAAUUUAUUCUUAAAACAGGAGAUGUAUAUUCACCAUUUUAUACCUUUAACGAAACCUCACGUUUUUCUUAUUUUAUUCUAGUUGCAGAUCAGCUCUGCAUGACAAUUUAUUAUAAUUAUUCGUAUUCCUUUGAUUAGAUUUGCUGAUGUCAGUGUCUGUGACACUGUACAUUUAAAAUAUAGUGAAGUUGAUUACUGCACUUUUUUGUUUCAAAAGCGAUGGUAAUUUAUACCGUGAAAAUUAAUACAAUUGCUGCAGACUGCUUAGGCUAUAUCAGUUAGAUAAUUAGAUGAGAUCUUUUAUGCGCUGUUUACACAUUUUAUUACAAUGGCUAAAAUAUAUAUGUUGAUUGGUUUUUAAUAAGAAUAAUAAGAAGAGAUUUAUGUACAUAAGUAUCAUAGCGAAAAACACAUUUUUUUUUGAUUUCGUAUAUCCAAUAAUUAACGAGACUGGAUGGGCCCAAACACAGUAUAUCUUUAUUAAGAUGUCCAGCUAGACUGGCAUAUAUGCAUAUAACGGGGUUUUUGUUCUACGUAAAAGAGUUGUGUUUAUUGGCUUUAAUGUUAAAAUAAAUCGAUCCAUACCCUCGAAAUGUA
This is a messenger RNA of Patiria miniata (bat star), 4645 nucleotides long. Its product is annotated as neurogenic locus notch homolog protein 1-like. Lineage: Eukaryota; Metazoa; Echinodermata; Asteroidea; Valvatida; Asterinidae. Gene Ontology annotation, cellular component: protein-containing complex; plasma membrane. Gene Ontology annotation, biological process: establishment or maintenance of epithelial cell apical/basal polarity; heterophilic cell-cell adhesion. Gene Ontology annotation, molecular function: calcium ion binding. The transcript is spliced from 17 exons. The record is from RefSeq and is a predicted model, not a curated record. The coding region runs from base 227 to 3343 and encodes 1038 amino acids.